Messenger RNA from Phacochoerus africanus (Common warthog), 1896 nucleotides. It is a transcript of the gene FAM131A, whose product is annotated as family with sequence similarity 131 member A. The record is from RefSeq and is a predicted model, not a curated record. The transcript has 6 exons. Bases 208 to 1308 code for a protein of 366 amino acids. NCBI's taxonomy places the organism in Eukaryota, Metazoa, Chordata, Mammalia, Artiodactyla, Suidae.
CUCCCUGAGCUCCAGAGAGCUCGGCUGGGCCCCAGCACUCCCACCUCCUCAAAGCCAUGAGGCAGAAGUGUUCUCCUUAUGUGACUAGGCACAGGUUCCAAGUGGGGAGGGGACUGGCUCAGCAUCCGGAGCCAAAAUAGGAAUAGAACUGGGAGCUGAGCCUGGAGCUGUUCUGGGCUUUUGGUUCUCUGCAUCAACACAGCCAGCAUGCCUAUGAUUUCUGUGCUGGGCAAAAUGUUUCUGUGGCAGCGUGAAGGGCCUGGAGGACGAUGGACUUGUCAGACAAGUCGCAGAGUGGCCUCGGACCCCGCUUGGGCUGUGGAGUGGAUCGAACUUCCUCGGGGCCUCUCUUUAUCUUCCUUGGGAUCUGCUCGGACCCUCAGAGGCUGGAGCCGGUCCUCUCGCCCUUCUUCCGUGGACAGCCAAGACUUGCCGGAGGUGAAUGUUGGAGACACAGUCGCGAUGCUGCCCAAGUCCCGGAGAGCCCUAACUAUCCAGGAGAUUGCUGCGCUGGCCAGAUCCUCCCUGCAUGGUAUUUCCCAGGUGGUGAAGGACCACGUGACCAAGCCCACUGCUAUGGCCCAGGGCCGCGUGGCUCACCUCAUUGAGUGGAAGGGCUGGAGCAAGCCCAGUGACUCUCCCACAGCCCUGGAAUCAGCCUUUUCCUCCUAUUCGGACCUCAGUGAGGGUGAACAAGAGGCUCGCUUUGCAGCAGGAGUGGCCGAGCAGUUUGCCAUUGCAGAAGCCAAGCUCCGGGCGUGGUCUUCGGUGGAUGGUGAGGACUCCACCGAUGAAUCCUAUGAUGAGGACUUUGUUGGGGGAACUGACUCAGACCUGGCUGGGCAGCUGCCCCUGGGGCCCCACCUCCAGGACCUCUUCACUGGCCACCGGUUCUCCCGGCCUAUGCGCCAGGGCUCCGUGGAACCUGAGAGCGACUGCUCGCAGACCGUGUCCCCAGAGACCCUGUGCUCCAGUCUGUGCAGCCUGGAGGACGGGUUGCUGGGCUCCCCAGCCCGCCUGGCUUCCCAGCUGCUGGGCGACGAGCUGCUCCUCGCCAAACUGCCCCCCAGCCGGGAAAGUGCCUUCCGCAGCCUGGGCCCAUUGGAGGCCCAGGACUCGCUCUACAACUCGCCCCUCACAGAGUCCUGCCUUUCUCCCGCCGAGGAGGAGCCAGCCCCCUGCAAGGACUGCCAGCCGCUCUGCCCGCCGCCAGCGGGCAGCUGGGAACGGCAGCGGCAAGCCUCUGACGUAGCUUCUUCUGGGGUGGUGUCCUUAGACGAGGAUGAGGUGGAGCCAGAGGAACAGUGACCCAAAUCAUGCCCGGUGGUGGCAUGUGUCCCCUGGCUGCUGCUGGGGGCAGAGCCUCUGUGCCCAGGCACGGGCAAGGCUUCCAGCAGAGCUCCACAGCCUGGAGGGCUCCUGGGAGCACUCACUUCUUCGUUGUGUGUUUGCAUGAAAGUGUUCAGAGGAGGCAGGGGCCAGGCUGGGGGCGCAUGUCCUGCCCCCACUCCGGGGGUUUGCCGGGGGUUGCCCGGGGCCCCUGGGGCAUGGCUACAGCUGUGGCAGACAGUGAUGUUCAUGUUCUUCAAUCAAAAACACCACAUACACAUUUCCUCCUCGGGUGAUGUGAACCCCUAAGGGGGUGGCUGUGACUGGGCUGUGUGGGGUAGAGUGGGAGGGAGACCUGCCUCCCCUGCCCGCCACCGCUUCUCUCUUCUCCGCUUUUCUCCUCACCUCCGAGUCCAUGUGCAGUGCUUGACAGAAUCACCCCUGCCCAGGGGGCUGGCUCUGGCCCUCCUGGAUCCUCUGGAUUGAGCCGUCCCCCAAGGGCCCCUUGCCCAGCUGGGCUCAUGCUGUGCUUCACCUCCGUCGUCUCUAAAUCUUGUUUUUCCUAAA